This is a messenger RNA of Morone saxatilis (striped sea-bass), 4665 nucleotides long. It is a transcript of the gene vps39, whose product is annotated as VPS39 subunit of HOPS complex. Gene Ontology annotation, molecular function: protein binding. NCBI's taxonomy places the organism in Eukaryota, Metazoa, Chordata, Actinopteri, Moronidae. The record is from RefSeq and is a predicted model, not a curated record. Gene Ontology annotation, biological process: intracellular protein transport; vesicle-mediated transport; autophagy. Gene Ontology annotation, cellular component: cytoplasm; membrane.
AGAACAACAUCCACGUCCAUGACCUCCUGACCUUCCAGCAGAUCACCGUGCUGUCCAAAGCCAAAGGAGCCACGCUCUUCGCCUGUGACCUGCAGCUAACCAGCACAGGAGAGGAAAGGUUGAGAAUGUGUGUCGCAGUGAAAAAGAAACUCCAGCUGUAUUACUGGAAGGAUAGAGAGUUUCACGAGCUGCAGGGGGACUUUGGUGCUCCAGAUAUUCCAAAGUCCAUGGCUUGGUGUGAAAACUCCAUAUGUGUUGGUUUCAAACGAGACUAUUACCUCAUUCGGAUGGAUGGUCGUGGCUCCAUCAAGGAGCUCUUCCCCACUGGGAAACAGUUGGAGCCUCUGGUUGCCCCACUGGCUGAUGGAAAGGUUGCUGUUGGUCAGGAUGACCUCACCGUAGUGCUAAAUGAAGAGGGCGUUUGCACCCAGAAGUGUGCCCUGAACUGGACCGACAUCCCUAUAGCAAUGGAGCACCAGCCUCCGUACAUCAUCGCUGUUCUCCCUCGGUACGUGGAGAUCCGGACCUUUGAGCCAAGGCUGCUGGUGCAGAGUGUGGAGCUGCAGAGGCCUCGCUUCAUUACUUCAGCAGGGCCAAAUAUUGUGUAUGUUGCCAGCAACCACUUUGUGUGGCGUCUGGUGCCCGUAUCAAUAGCCAGCCAAAUCCGGCAGCUUCUUCAGGACAAGCAGUUUGAGCUGGCUCUUCAGCUGGCGAAGAUGAAGGAUGAUUCAGACGGUGAUAAGAAGCAGCAGAUACAUCACAUCCAGAAUCUCUAUGCCUUCAAUCUGUUCUGCCAGAAGAGAUUCGAUGACUCCAUGCAGGUGUUUGCCAAACUCGGCACAGAUCCCACUCAUGUGAUUGGGCUGUACCCCGACCUGCUCCCGUCAGACUACCGCAAACAGCUGCACUAUCCCAACCCUCUGCCUACUCUGUCCGGGGCAGAGCUGGAGAAGGCUCAUCUCGCUCUCAUCGAUUACCUCACCCAGAAACGCAGCCACCUUGUGAAGCAGCUGAAUGACUCUGACCCUUCUACGACGUCUCCACUCAUGGAGGGGACGCCUACUAUUAAAAGCCGCAAAAAACUCCUGCAGAUCAUUGACACCACCCUGCUGAAAUGUUACCUGCACACCAACGUGGCACUGGUGUCCCCCCUCCUUCGCCUGGAAAACAACCACUGCCACAUCGAGGAGAGCGAGUACGUCCUGAAGAAGGCCCAUAAGUACAGCGAGCUCAUUAUUCUGUAUGAGAAGAAGGGCCUGCACCAGAAAGCUCUGCAGGUGCUGCUGGACCAGUCCACCAAGGCCAACUCUCCACUGAAGGGCCACGAGCGAACAGUGCAGUACCUCCAAAGGCUGGGAGUGGAGAAUCUGGGAAUCAUCUUUGAGUUUUCUCCCUGGGUGUUGAAGAUCUGUCCUGAGGAUGGUCUGAAGAUCUUCACCGAGGACCUGACCGAGGUGGAGACUUUGCCCAGAGACAAGGUGCUGAACUUCCUGAAGGAGGGCUUUAAGGAGCUCGCCAUCCCAUAUUUGGAGCACAUCAUUUACGUGUGGGACGAUAAGGGCCCGGAGUUUCACAAUGUGCUGAUCCAGCUCUACCUGGAGAGGGUUCAAAGCCUCAUGAAACAGUACCUCAACUCACUGCCAGAAGGAGUUCCUGCUGUUGCUGCGGGGAAGGAGAAAGGUGAGCUGGGCGAGUACAGAAACAAGCUGCUGUCCUUCCUGGAUAUUUCUACCAGCUACGAACCAGCCAGACUCAUCAGUGACUUUCCCUUUGAUGGCCUGUUGGAGGAACGGGCUCUGCUUCUGGGUCGAAUGGGUAAACACGAGCAGGCACUUUUCAUCUAUGUGCACAUCCUGAAGGACACUCGCAUGGCUGAAGAAUACUGUCACGGCCAUUACAACAGUUCAGUGGAAGGGAAUAAAGAUGUUUAUCUGUCUCUGCUGCGAAUGUACCUGUCACCGCCUGAUGUCCAUUGCCUGGGGCCCAUCACGAUGGAGCUGUCAGAGCCUCAGGCCAACCUCCAGGCGGCCCUGCACGUCCUGGAGCUGCACCACAGCAAGCUCAACACCACCAAGGCCAUCAAUCUGCUCCCAGCAAACACCCAGAUCCGAGAGAUCCGGGUCUUCCUGGAGAGCGUCCUGGAGGAGAAGGCACAGAGGAAACGCUGCAACCAGGUGCUGAAGAGUCUGCUGCAGGCAGAGUUCCUCAGGGUGCAGGAGGAGCGAAUCUUCCACCAGCAGGUUAAAUGUGUGAUUACAGAGGAGAAGACCUGCAGGGUGUGCAAAAAGAAAAUCGGGAACAGUGCGUUUGCCAGGUAUCCCAACGGCGUGGUGGUGCAUUACUUCUGCUGCAAAGACCGCAACAUGUGUCCCACCGAGCAGUAACGGCGCCACCUGACCAUGACUGUUUACUAAUAAAUAACCCCCCCCCCCAUCCCUCUCAAUGCUCGGACAUCUUUGAACUGGAAAUGCAUCUGAAUGUUGGAAGUGCACGAGUUAAUGGCCAGGCUGUGUGAAUCGGACGCUUGUAUCCAAAGCACCUCGCAGAGCUUCGAGUGCAGACGUUUUUUUAAAACCUGAGUUAACCUUGGGCGCAGUUGUUGUCAUGCUCUAACAGCUGAGCGGAACAGGACUGCGACUCUCCUUCUCUCUGUGCAUGAAGUAACAGGAGGAAUGUCUGGGGUCGCUCAACAGGAGGGGAGAAAUAAAGAGAAAGAGGGAGGUAGACUCUGACAUUUGAAAAGCAUGUGUCACUGUAACGCUAGAAGGGAUUCACUGCCCUACACGUCGCCUCGGAAGAAAAUGGGCUCUAUUGACAGCCGCCCAGAGGAAAAAGAGCUGUAACAACAGAAGUUAGUGCUCGUUCUCACCAGGAGAUGAUUACAAGCCUUGGUCGGCAGUUUUAUUUUUUAUUUUCUGUCUCUCUCUUCCUGCCUCUCUCCGUCUCCCAUCCCCUCCUGUAACACUGUGUAGGCCUCAAUCACUGCUUGAUAUGCCAUACACACUCUGCAGGAGUACUGUUAAAUGCCUUUUGUGACUCUGAAGAUUGUACUUACAGUUUCUGUUAGCAUGGACUGGUACUAAACAAAACAGCAUUCGUCUUACAGUGUGUUUUUGUGUUUUAUUUAAACAUUUGAGGCGGCUUCUGCAGCUAGUAUUAUUAUCACUAUUAUUAGUGUCUUUACAGUGUGUGAAUUAUUGCUACCAGACAGCAUCCUCUCUUUAAAGGUUCCAGUGUGUAACAUUUAGGCAGAAAUGGGGGUAUGAAAUGAAUAAGUAUGUUUCGAUUAGUGUCGGUUCUACAGUAGCCCAGAAUAGACAAACCAAACACUGGCUCUACAUAGCAACUUUCAGCCACCAUAGUACUUAAAAGGGGAGGGUGAAGUGAGAAGGUUGCAACUACAUUGCUAGAGGCCACUAAAUCUUACUCACUGGACCUUUUUAAUGCAUUGUUUUAAGUUCUCAUCCAAUUUUCUUUGUAAUCUCCUUUGCAAGACACUCAAAGUUUAUGAAGUAGAACUCAUUUAAAGUGAGACUGUGUAACUUUCAAACAGCAGUAAAAGUGGCCACAAGUGGCAGUGACAGUAUAAUCACACAGAGGGGGAAACCCUGAUCAGUAGAUUAAUCUGCUGUUAACUAUUUUUGAUAAUUUAUUGAUGAAUUCACUGAUUCAGGCUUCUUAAAUGUGAGGAUUUAUUGCUUUUUCUUUGUCAUUUUGGCUUUUGUUCACUAUUGUUUUAAACAUUUUAUAGACGAAAUGAUUAAUUUGAGAAAAUAAACAGCAGAUUAAUUUAUAUUGAAAAUAAUUGUUAGUUGCAGCCGUACAUCUACUGUAACAAAGAGUCAUAAAUAUAUCUAACUAACAUUAACAACCAUGAGCUACGGGACAAACCAGUCCAAGCAAGGCUGCAGCAGUAAAUCUCCUGUGUGGGUUGAAUUGAGCAUUUUAUUGCUUUUGAAUUCAACUUUUUAUUUGCAAGAGGAAGAUUGUGUUGUUUCUUCUUGGAAAAGUUAUAUAGUCUCACUUUUUUAAGACAGGUCACAGUAGUACGGCACUUUAAAAGUGGAUGUCCUGUUUAUUUAUUGUCAAAUCGCACAUCCGCGUGAUAAGAACUGGAACUAACGCAAAAUGACUUGGAACCUACGAUCGAUGUGUGCAUUUUAAUAGCAAUAUUGUUAUAAAAUGUGUCUGUUCACCACACGCCUGGGGAGAUAGUUCAAGAAGCAGGACUCCACAGUUUAUUGGAAAUAAAUAAUACAAUGAAUGUAUGUUUGAGUCGGGAUGCAGUGUUGUUGUUGCUCAGUGACACUCGGAACAGUUGACUUACACGACUCAAAGUUGUGUUUUUAACCACUAAAUCUAAAGGUUUGAAUAGUUUGGAGAAAUCCUGCAACAUUAAGUUAACUUUAACACACGUUGUAGCAUCAUCUGUAUCUCCUCCUCUUCCUCUUCACCUAUAAAGAUUUGCACACAUUCUCUGCUAAGACUGUUUCUGAACUUAUAGUGUUUUUUUAAGUGGGAACAUUUGUACCACUGUGUGUAUACUGUAUAAAGAUUGAGAGCAUUAAUGACACAUUUCUCGCUGAAGUUAUUUGAAUCUGAGGGGCGACGCAUCUGUUUGUCUGUCUGGCUUUAAUCAGUAAUAAAUAAACAUUUCCACUCAUG